GCCAACUGAACUGAACUGAAAAAAAAAGGCAGUUAGGAACCAGAAACCAAGGCAAUGGCUUCUCUUGCAACCUUAGCUGGUGUUCAACCAACGACCAUCAAGGGCCUUGGUGGCAGCUCUCUCAAUGGAACCAAGCUCUUGGUGAAGUCAACUCGCCAGAGUUUCAAACCCAAAAACUACAGGGCUGGUGCUGUGGUAGCAAAGUAUGGUGAUAAGAGUAUAUACUUUGAUUUGGAGGAUAUUGGCAACACAACUGGGCAAUGGGACUUGUAUGGGUCCGAUGCACCUUCACCGUACAACCCACUCCAGAGCAAGUUCUUUGAGACAUUUGCAGCUCCAUUUACCAAGAGAGGAUUGUUGCUCAAGUUCCUGAUCUUGGGAGGCGGUUCCCUCGGUCUUUACCUCAGUGCCACUGCUUCCGAUGACCUUCUACCGAUCAAGAAAGGUCCGCAACUCCCACCCAAGCCUGGGCCGCGUGGCAAGAUCUAAUUUAGUUAAACUCUUUAAGCUUUUCAUUGUAUGUAUCUUGUUUCACUUUUCAAACAUGUAAUCCUAAAAUGUGACCUUGGCUAUCGAUCCAAUGACAUUUGUUUCACGCUUAA
Gossypium raimondii (Peruvian cotton) is the source of this 602-nucleotide messenger RNA. RefSeq names its product photosystem I reaction center subunit VI, chloroplastic. Lineage: Eukaryota; Viridiplantae; Streptophyta; Magnoliopsida; Malvales; Malvaceae. The coding region runs from base 55 to 489 and encodes 144 amino acids. Gene Ontology annotation, cellular component: photosystem I reaction center; chloroplast thylakoid membrane; photosystem I. Gene Ontology annotation, biological process: photosynthesis. The transcript has 3 exons. The record is from RefSeq and is a predicted model, not a curated record.